ACAGACCCCUCAUCCUCUCCUCAGUCCGCACCGAGGUCCCAUAUCUCUCCACCGCCGCAAGCUCACUCCCUCUUUUUUGUUUUACCUUUUUUUUCCAAUCUAAAGAGAGAAGAGUCGUAAAUUUGAUCGGUGAUCGAUGGGGAAGGACGUGGAGGCAGCGGCGGAGGCGGGCGAGUUCACCGCGAAGGACUACACGGACCCGCCGCCGGCGCCGCUGAUCGAUGCGGAGGAGCUGACCAAGUGGUCGCUGUACCGGGCGGUUAUCGCCGAGUUUAUCGCGACGCUGCUGUUCCUCUACAUCACUGUGGCGACGGUGAUAGGCUACAAGCACCAGUCAGACGCCAACGUGGGCGGCGCCGACGCGGCCUGCAGCGGUGUCGGGAUCCUGGGCAUCGCCUGGGCUUUCGGAGGGAUGAUUUUUAUCCUCGUCUACUGCACCGCCGGCAUCUCUGGUGGUCACAUAAACCCGGCGGUGACGUUCGGGCUGUUCCUGGCUCGCAAGGUCUCCCUGAUCCGAGCCCUUCUCUACAUGAUCGCGCAGUGCCUGGGAGCCAUCUGCGGCGCGGGGCUCGUCAAGGGCUUCCAGAAGGCCUACUACGUGCGCUACGGCGGCGGGGCCAACGAGCUCAGCUCCGGCUAUUCCAGGGGGACGGGACUCGCCGCCGAGAUCAUCGGCACCUUCGUCCUCGUCUACACCGUCUUCUCCGCCACCGACCCCAAGCGCAGCGCCCGCGACUCCCACGUUCCGGUUUUGGCUCCACUUCCGAUUGGUUUUGCAGUGUUCAUGGUCCAUCUAGCCACAAUCCCUAUCACAGGGACCGGCAUUAACCCUGCGAGGAGCUUCGGAGCGGCUGUCAUCUAUAACGAGGACAAGGCCUGGGAUGAUCAGUGGAUCUUCUGGGUGGGGCCUUUCAUUGGUGCGGCGAUUGCUGCAGCUUAUCACCAAUAUGUCCUGAGAGCUAGUGCUGGGAAGGCAUUGGGAUCCUACCGUAGCGGCUGAUUCUCUCGUGCGUCUUCUCGAACUGAAGAACUGUUAUGGAGCAUGAAAUUGUAGAUAGAAGGCCUCUGCCUCUAGCUAGUACUUGCAGGGAGGGCAACCAUUGGGUUUUCCUGCAUCUGGGUGUUUGUCAUCUUGUAUUUCCUGCUUUUCUCUUCCACUUCUCUUUGCAUCUGUAAUUACUACAUAAGGCUAUGAAGUUUCUAUCCUUUCUCGUCCUUCCCUUCA
Molecule: messenger RNA, 1225 nt
Organism: Phoenix dactylifera (date palm)
Lineage: Eukaryota; Viridiplantae; Streptophyta; Magnoliopsida; Arecales; Arecaceae
Product: aquaporin PIP2-4
Biological process (GO): transmembrane transport
Cellular component (GO): membrane
Molecular function (GO): channel activity
Source: RefSeq, a predicted model, not a curated record